UCAAAACCGUUGCACUACUUUUAAUUAAAUUUCAAAAAUUCACAGAGUGUCUCGUCUAUUAUCAUCGACUAUGGCGCUAUUUUAAUUACUCAAUGUCAAGUCAACAAGACUAGUCAAGUGUCGAUUGUUACAAUUAAUUUCUGGUUACUAUAAUUUAUGGCACCGUUCUAACUGCACACGGUCGUUACCUCGGCAGUGAACUGCUGCAAACCACCCCUAACAACACAAUUUUCAGAUGAGGAUUCGACCUGCAACAAUGGUGUUAGCCGUGCUCUCGUUUCUAACGUUCGCUGCUGCCGCUGGGUUGACAUCGUUAGCCGACGCCGUUUUGAUGUCGGUAGUUACUGCCCAAAACAACAGCAAUGGGUACACAGCCGAGUUAUUCGAUUGUCUGGCGAACGUGACCCGAACAUACUUUGACCGGCGGACCGUUUACAUGUACUUCCGACAGUCGGAAACAGCUGAGUACGCUGCUGCGGUGGAUGCAUUCGCCAUGGCCGUGCAGAGUCCCAAAGUGAUAGUGCCGUAUUCGUCGUUUAACGCACAUGCUUCGCCGCAACAGCCAUCGAGGGGCGAUGUAUUUGCAUUCCUGGCCGAAGACAUGCUAUACACGCAACUGCUGACCGCUAAGCAGCGAAGUCACUUCGUGGUGGUGUGGACAAGGCAGAUGCCCAUGAACAACAUCCGGCGCAUAUUUCGGCACUUCUGGGACACUGGCAAACACGUAAACGUGAUCGGGCUGGUCCGGAUGGACGGCGGUGGCGUGAACGCAUACACGUACCGGCCGUUCUCCAACUACGGGUGCAACAAGCUAGGCCGACCGUUUCUUCUGGACCGAUGGGUUGACGGGCGGUUCCAGCUUGGCACCGAUCUAUUCUCCGGCAUGCCAAAGACCGGUAACAUGCUCGGCUGUCCGCUCUGGUGUGCCGGCAACGAACAUCCGCCGGACACAGUAUUGCGGCCCGGUGACGGCACGCCACAGCAGCCGUUGUGGACCACUUCCGGCGUCGGCGGUAAGGUACUGGAGAUCGUGGCUAGGCACAUGAACUUCACACCGGUCAUCAUUUCACCAAAAGGUGACGUGUCAGAGAUGUACAGCUGGUACAACAGUGCCGAAGUGUUGGACAACAUAACCGCUAUGCUAGACUCAGAAGAAGCUGACUUGGCGUUCGGCUGGUAUUCGUACGCUACGCACAAUAGCACAUACAACACCAACACGGAACUGGCUCGAACCACGAGCAUUGACUGUCUGGGGUGGGCUGUUCCAUACCGGGCGGGCCCGCCACCACAGCCUUGGACUAAUUACGUUUACGAGUUCGACAAAAUCGGAUGGAUAUUCAUCGGCUCGAUGUUCGUGAUUGUUGUCGGUGUGUUCCAUUUCUUUCGAAAACUGAAAAAACUGCACCACGUGGACUCUGUACUGUUUUUCGUGUAUCACACGGCCAUCGACCAGCCGCUGGGCGUGAGACCUGUGUGGUGCAGUCUCCGCGCGUUCAUGGUGCACUGGCUGUGGUACUGUAUGGUCAUCAACGUGGCGUACAAAGCGUCGCUGGGUAGCUUCAUGACGGUACCCGCGCACGGUGCAGAGUUCACCCGAAUGGACGAGAUACUAGACUCAAAGCUGAUCACGAUGGCCACGCCGCGGUCGAUGCACAUAAUGAACGCGACGACGGCCACCACGCGGAUAUCGCGGACGUUCAUGAAGCGGCUUCAGCUGCUGCCGCCCACCAACUUCGAGCAGAUCAUUGACCGGCUGGUGGUAAAGCGCGACAUCGCCCUGUUCGAAGUCAAACGGUUCAUGUACUACUAUUCCAUACCCCAGGCCAAGCGCAUCAAGGUCAAAAUACCCAUACGGUUUCUGCCUGGAUGUCUGUUGCGCACACACACCACGCAGUUUAUGUUCAACGGUGGCUCGUACCUCAUCGAACCUGUCAAUGCUGUGCUCAGCACGCUCUUCGAGACCGGCAUUGUCGACCACUGGAUCAUACACUUGGGCUCCAACAAAGUGCUACCGCUGGAGAAAAUCCGUGGCCGGGUACUCAAGCUGGUCCGGCUCAAGGAAGCGUUCCUGUUCCUGUUUUUCAGCUACGCCGUUGCAUCUGCCGUGCUCGUUGUCGAGAUCUGUUGGUCUGCGAGAUUGCACCGUCGGCUAUUAUCUUGGCUCGGUCCGUAGCGCAUACACACCCGCUGCCCAAUCUCACGCGGUGGUCAUAAAUCACUAUUAGUAGUACUAUAGUAGUAGCACAAGUGGAACUGCAGAAGUAGUAAUGUUGGCAUUAUUAUUCUAUUGCCAGUAACAUCGUGUUACUGUUCGUCCGCUGAUAUUAUGAGACCGAGUUAUACAACUUAUACGGCUUGCAAUAAUAUUGUUAUAACUAAUACCUAUUUUAAUACAUUUCACUUGUCACGGUAAAGAUAUUCAAAAUGUCUUUACUAUUCAAUUCCCACGGUCAAUGUUUGACUUAAAACUUAAAAGUUAAGACUAGCAUAACAAUUUAGCAUUUUUUUGAAAAAUAAUUAUAAACUCAAAUUUUUAGCUGUUAACUUCAAAUGGUAACCUUGUUAUGUAUCCAUCUCAAAUCGCUUUACUUUUGUAAACCUGCAAUACUUAAAUUGAUUAUUUCAAAAUAAUAAUAUAUUAAUAUGUUACACUCAA
Molecule: messenger RNA, 2656 nt
Organism: Rhopalosiphum padi (bird cherry-oat aphid)
Lineage: Eukaryota; Metazoa; Arthropoda; Insecta; Hemiptera; Aphididae
Gene: Ir7e
Exons: 2
Coding region: 236-2173 (645 amino acids)
Source: RefSeq, a predicted model, not a curated record